Peromyscus eremicus (cactus mouse) is the source of this 1566-nucleotide messenger RNA. It is a transcript of the gene Kpna7, whose product is annotated as karyopherin subunit alpha 7. The record is from RefSeq and is a predicted model, not a curated record. The transcript has 11 exons. Gene Ontology annotation, biological process: NLS-bearing protein import into nucleus. The coding region runs from base 1 to 1566 and encodes 521 amino acids. NCBI's taxonomy places the organism in Eukaryota, Metazoa, Chordata, Mammalia, Rodentia, Cricetidae. Gene Ontology annotation, molecular function: nuclear import signal receptor activity; protein binding. Gene Ontology annotation, cellular component: nucleus; cytoplasm.
AUGCCUACCUUAGAAGCUCCUGAAGAGAGGCUGAAAAAAUUUAAGUACCGCGGCAAAGAUGUGUCUGCAAGGCGACAAGAGAGGAUUGCUGCCAACCUGCAACUCCGAAAGGCCAAGAAAGAUGAGCAGGCCUUAAAGAGAAGAAAUAUCAGCCAGUCCUCCAAUGACUUGGUUUCUCAAGUAUCAGCCAAAGAGGCCAGCUACACUCUGGAAGACAUAAUCAAAGGUGUGAAUAGCUCAGAUCCAGUCCUGUGUUUCUUGGCCACCCAGGCUGCCAGGAAAUUACUAUCUCAGGAAAGGAACCCUCCUCUAAAAUCGAUUAUUGAGGCAGGGCUCAUUCCCAAGCUGGUCGAGUUCCUGAAGAUGGAACCUCUCCCCAACCUGCAGUUCGAGGCAGCGUGGGCGCUCACCAACAUUGCCUCAGGAACUUCCGAGCAGACCCGAGCUGUUGUGAUGGCGGGGGCCAUCGAGCCCCUGAUUGAACUCUUGUCUUCCCCGCAUCUGUCCGUGUGUGAGCAGGCAGUGUGGGCCCUUGGUAACAUAGCCGGUAAGACACUGCCAGACAUGAAGGUACAUAUCUUUAAUCCCAGCACUUGGGAGGCAGAGACAAGUGAUGGCCCAGAAUUCAGAGACAAUAUAAUUUCCAACAAUGCCAUCCCAAGACUGAUCAAUCUUAUUUCGACAAACAUACCAAUCACAUUUCUUCGGAACAUCACAUGGACUUUGUCUAAUCUGUGCCGAAACAAAAACCCGUACCCCUGCGAGCAGGCUGUGAUGCAGAUGCUGCCCACUCUCUCUCAGCUCUUGCAGCAUCAUGAUAACGAGAUCCUCUCAGACACCUGCUGGGCCCUGUCCUACCUCACCGAGGGCCACAAUGAGCGCAUCCAUCGUGUGGUGGCCAUGGGGGUCCUGCCCAGGCUCGUAGAGCUCAUGACCAGCUCGGAACUCAUUAUCUUGACCCCUUCUCUCCGCACUGUGGGCAACAUUGUCACGGGAACGGAACAGCAGACCCAGAUGGCCAUCGACGCUGGCAUGCUGAAGGUACUGGGCCAGCUUCUGAGACACCCCAAGUCCUCUAUCCAGAAGGAAGCUGCCUGGGCCAUGAGCAAUGUGGCCGCUGGACCAAAACACCACAUCCAGCAGCUGAUCAUGUAUAACCUGCUGCCUCCGUUGGUAGCCCUACUAAAGAACGCAGAAUUCAGAGUGCAGAAAGAAGCCGUGUGGACCGUGGCUAACUUCGCAACAGGGGCCUCCCAGAGCCAGUUGACCAUGCUUUUCCACUCAGGAGUCUUGGGGCCGCUGCUGAACCUGCUCACUGCUCCAGACAUGAAGAUCGUUGCCAUCAUCCUGGACAUUAUUUCUUUCCUCUUCCAGGAGGCCGAUAGGCUGCAUGAGAAGGAAAAGAUGUAUCUCCUGAUGGAAGAGGUCGGUGGCAUUGAAAAAAUUGAGUCCUUACAGCUCCACCAGAAUUGCCACGUUAGUCGGAGCGCACUGAACAUCAUUGAGAAACAUUUUGGUGAGGAAGAAGAUGGUGACAUUUUCCCCAAUCCUGGGCUGAGAGUGUGA